Saccostrea echinata is the source of this 1126-nucleotide messenger RNA. RefSeq names its product toll-like receptor 4. Gene Ontology annotation, cellular component: membrane. Lineage: Eukaryota; Metazoa; Mollusca; Bivalvia; Ostreida; Ostreidae. Gene Ontology annotation, biological process: toll-like receptor signaling pathway; immune response. The record is from RefSeq and is a predicted model, not a curated record. The transcript has a single exon. The coding region runs from base 83 to 1126 and encodes 347 amino acids. Gene Ontology annotation, molecular function: transmembrane signaling receptor activity.
UGUUCAGCUGAGACUUGGAGAAUAUUCUGAAAGUCAAUAUUUAUUCAAUAAUCUUUCAAAACUCCAAACGUUGGAUUUGAGUAUGAAUUCACUAAAAUUCUUACCAUCUUAUCUUCUUCGUGACCAAAACAAAUCAAUACACACUAUCAACCUCGACAACAAUUUCUUUUCGUCCAUUCCAUUUACAAUGUCACUGUUGAAAAACCUUUCAAAUCUGUCACUUCGUUACAAUAGGUUCUCUUCGUUCCAGUCAUCUGAUAUUGCCAUCUUGAAUCAGCUGAAAAAAGUAAGAGUUUUCAUCGAAGGUAAUCCAAUUAGUUGCGCAUGCUCAAAACUUUUAACCUUGAAGUGGAUGAAGGAAAACCAAAUACACAUUGCAGAUCUGCAAAUUACAAAAUGCAUUCAAAGCAAUCAAACUUUGUCGGACCUUUUUCAUGAUGAUACCUUCAGAACACUUGAACUGAACUGCCAAUCCAAAGAAUGGCUGAUAUACACAACUUUUGUCCUCUUUGUCAUCAUUAUCAUAUUGAUUUCAGCGGGUGCAGUGAAAAGAUAUCGCGUGCACGUAGAUUACGUCAUCUUACGAUUGCGCAACAGAUGGAAAGGUGUCAUGAAAAAUAGAUCAAAUGAAGAUCAUGAGUUUGAUGUGUUUUUGUCGUAUUCUGAGCACGACUACGCAUGGGUGAUUGAUAUAUUGUACGAAGAAUUAACGAAACAACGCAUCUGUGUAAGUCUACCUGAGAAAGAUUUUAUUCCCGGCCUUUCUAAAGCUGAAGAAAUGUUAAGGUGCAUCGAUAACAGUCGAAAAGUAAUUUUUAUCGUCACAGAGGAGUUCUUGAAGAGUGGAUGGGAGUCUUACGCUGUUCAAAUGACAGUUACUCAUGCUUUUCAUAACCACAAAGAGCAAUCUAUCAUUGUUUUAAUGAAAGAUGAUAUUUCUACUGAAAAUAUGCCUAAAGAUUUAAGAUACAUAUGGUGGUGUAUAGAAGUGAUAAAUAUGUCCGAUUUUCACAACAAAGUAGACUGUUCCAUCUGGGAUCAUAUUGUUUCUCUCUCGCGUCCAGAUUUAAAGAGUGCACUUACGAGUACACAACAGCUUAAAAAAUUGCAUUCCUUGUUAUUCUAG